GUUUUGAUAUCAGUUUAGUAUAAAUUUAUUGUUUUCAGAUUUAGAAUGGGAGAUGACAAUGAUGAUAUUAUUCGGAUAUUAGUCAGUAGUGAUAUACACCUUGGGUUUGGUGAGAAGCUACCAAUCAGAGGAGACGAUAGCUUCGUCGCCUUUGACGAACUUCUGGGUAUUGGCCGGGAGCAGGGCGUCGAUGUCUGUAUACUAGGAGGAGACCUGUUUCAUGAUAAUAAACCUUCUCGGUUAGCUCAGAUCAAGUGCAUCUCAAUACUGGGAAAGCAUGUGAUGGGUGAUGCCCCGGUGAUGCUUCAAUACCUAUCUGAGCCCUCGGUUGAUUUCUCACAUUGUCAAACUAAAUCUGUCAACUAUGAGGACCCCAACCUGAAUGUUGCUCUUCCUAUAUUCUCUAUCCAUGGUAACCAUGAUGACCCUAGUGGUCUAGGAGGUCAAUCCUGCUUAGAUCUACUCCAUGAGAGCAGGCACAUCAACUACUUCGGCAAGGUGGACAGCUUGAAGCAGAUAACUGUGAACCCUAUCCUAUUGAAGAAGGGAAACGUCUGGUUGGCUCUUUACGGGUUGUCAAGUGUCAAGGAUGAGAGACUUCAUCGCCUUCUUAGAGAGGACAAGGUAGUGUUUGAAGCACCCGAUGAUAAGGACAAAUGGUUCUAUAUUCUGGUCAUACAUCAGAACAGGGCAAAACGAGGCCCAACAAAUUAUAUUCCUGAAUCCUUUCUGCCAGACUUCUUUCAUCUAGUCAUCUGGGGACAUGAACAUGAUUGCAGGAAGAUAAAUUCGUCAUUUUCUAUCUUAAAUAUUUUCUUUUUUUUACCAGGUGAAUCCCUGCCUAAGAAGGUUGCUAUACUAGAAAUCAACUCUGAUAAUAAGUUUAGGAUUGAUCCUAUUCAACUUCGCUCAGUUAGGCCGAUGAUGUUUAAGAGUAUGAAUAUAACAGAUCUCAAGAAAGUUGACUUUGAUGAGAAGGAUGACAAGAAGCUGCAAAAGAUGAUUGAAGUGCAGCUGAACCAUGAGGUGGAGCAGCUUAUACUAGACUCAGAGAAGCAGCUUACAGGACAUCCUAAACAGGGUAAACUUCCCUUGAUAAGAUUAAGAGUUGAGUUUACGGAUGAACGUCAGCAGUUAAAUACAAUCAGGUUUGGGAACGGUUUUAUAGACCGGGUAGCAAACCCAGGCGAUAUUCUUCUCUUUAAGAGACGCGCUGCGGAUAGAGUUAUCAAGGAUGGAGAUGAAGGGCCAGAUGUAUUGCUAGGAUUGGAUACUGGAAAGUCUAUGGAAGAUUACAUCAAACUCUAUUUUAAAGAGAAAGACAGCGACAAGAUGAGUAUACUGUCUGUUACAGGGUUAACAGCUGCUGUAGAGAAUUACAUUCAGAAGUCUGACUCUGAAGCUGUUGAAUAUAACGUAAAAAAGCAGCUCGCCAGAAGACAGGCGAGGUUGAAGGAUACGGAGACGAUGAAUGACCUGGAGGAAGAGAGGGAUAUCUCCGCUGCUAUAGAGGAACUACAGUCCAGGCUAGACGAGGAGAAGGAGGGGGAGCUGGCCAAACAGGAGUUCGAGGACGCGUCCAGGAAGGUUACUAAAGCUCCUGAACGGAAUGAGGAGGAGAAGGAGGAUAGCUUUAAUGUAUCCUCGGAUGAUAUGGAGGAGACCGUCCCUAGCAAGGCGGUGGCUAAGGGAGGACCGGGAAGUAGAGGAGGUCGAGGGAGUAGAGGGGGUAGAGGGACCAGAGGAGGAGGAAGAGGAAAGGAAGGACCUGUUGCUACUGGAAGAGGAAGAGGAAAAACAGAGGCAAGGGGUGGAAUGAAACAAACCACUUUAUCCUUCGGUAGCUCACAGUCUCAGUAUUCUAAACAACCUGCAGCACAGACUCAAGAGACAAAGAAACCUGAACCAAGGUCUUCAAGGGGAAACCGGAAGCAGAUGCUUGAAGACAGUGACUCUGAUCUGGAAUAAACACAAUGUACACUUUAUCAUAUACCGUACGGCGUACACCGUGUACAUAUUCUCUUAUGUACCAUUUCCUGAAAAUCUGUGAUUAUUUUGACCAAGCCAGUUUUAAGAAGUACAAACGAAAAUUCAUAUUCAUACCUCAAAUACUUAAAUGUAUUAGCACAGAAUAAAUGAUAUUUUUUUA
Molecule: messenger RNA, 2149 nt
Organism: Eurytemora carolleeae
Lineage: Eukaryota; Metazoa; Arthropoda; Copepoda; Calanoida; Temoridae
Gene: mre11
Product: double-strand break repair protein MRE11
Exons: 19
Coding region: 46-1968 (640 amino acids)
Biological process (GO): double-strand break repair via homologous recombination; mitochondrial double-strand break repair via homologous recombination; telomere maintenance
Cellular component (GO): Mre11 complex; nucleus
Molecular function (GO): DNA endonuclease activity; manganese ion binding; 3'-5'-DNA exonuclease activity
Source: RefSeq, a predicted model, not a curated record